AUGCUCUCCACCCUCCUCAUCCCCACUCUCCUAACUGGAGCGGCCAUCGCAGCCCCCAGUCCUGCCAAACGCGCCCUCCCCCCCGCCUUCUUCCUAGCCGGCGACUCAACGACCGCCUCAGGCGGCGGCUGGGGCGACGCCUUCGUCUCGUCUCUAUCCAACGGCGCAACAGGCGAGAACUUCGGGGACUCCGGCGCAACAACAGGCUCCUUCCGCGCGGAGGGAUUCUGGGCGGAUACGCUGGCCGCGGUCGAGUCAGCGUCGGGGUCGUACACGCCCUACGUCACGAUCCAAUUCGGGCACAACGACCAGAAGACCACGUCCGGACUGAACGCAUUCAAAGCGAACCUGAUCCAAUUCAACACGGACGUGUUGGAAGCCGGCGGAAUCCCGAUCUUCCUUACGAGCCUGACGCGUCGGAAUUUCGAGGACGGCGUUGUGCGCGAUGAUCUGGAGAACGUGCGGAAUCUGACCAUCGAAGCCGCGACAGAGGUUGGUGCGCUGUGGGCGAACCUUAACGUUGCGAGUCGGGCGUAUGUCAAUGAGAUUGGGGAGGAGGACUCGCAUACGUAUAACCUGAGCGAGGGCGACAAUACGCAUCUGAACGAGGAGGGGGGUGUAGUCUUUGCGGGGAUUGUGGGGAUUCUGCUGAAGCAGCUGGAUGAGAGUUUUGAUGAGUUUAUCGAUAUUGAUGAGGAGCUUGUGGAGGCUGUUGCGGCGGGGGAGUACUACUGGCCUGAACUGUGA
This is a messenger RNA of Aspergillus mulundensis, 747 nucleotides long. RefSeq names its product rhamnogalacturonan acetylesterase. Bases 1 to 747 code for a protein of 248 amino acids. Gene Ontology annotation, molecular function: hydrolase activity. The transcript has a single exon. The record is from RefSeq and is a predicted model, not a curated record. NCBI's taxonomy places the organism in Eukaryota, Fungi, Ascomycota, Eurotiomycetes, Eurotiales, Aspergillaceae.